CAAAUUUAAUUUUUUCACACAGAAAGCAAAAAGAAACAGCACCCUCAGAUCAAACAUAACUAUGCUUCCUCUACCACUCUAAACUAAAGCAAAGAAAUCAAAGACAAUAUUUUGCUUUCUUUAUUCAUCCCAGUGACUAUGGAGUUUUAGUAUCUCAGUCAACAUUAAAAUAAACAGUAUAAACUAAUGGAUUAUUCCCCUUUACUUGUCUGCUGCUAUUUGUUGCUCACUACAACAAUACACACUGAAGCAGCUGACACCAUAAAUACUACUCAGUCUAUUAGAGAUGGUGAAGCUCUAGUAUCAGCUGGUGGAAGCUUUAAGUUGGGAUUUUUCAGCCCAGGGACUUCCAAGAAUAGAUACUUGGGCAUCUGGUACAACACAAUCCCUACCGUUACAGUAGUCUGGGUCGCCAACAGGGAAAACCCAGUAAUGGAUUCAUCAGGUGUUCUAAAUAUUACGGAUCAAGGAACACUUAUCAUUGUCAAUAGAAAUGGUACAAUUGUUUGGUCUUCCAACUUCAAAAGCUUCGCAAGUAAUCCUAUUGCGCAGCUUUUGGAUUCGGGAAACUUUGUUAUAAAAGAACAAGGCAAUGAUAACUCUAAUCUUUACUUGUGGCAGAGUUUUCAUUAUCCAUCUGAUACAUUACUUCCAGGAAUGAAGCUUGGAAGGAAUAGAGUAACAGGCUUGGAUGCUAAUAUAUCAUCAUGGAAGACACCUACUGAUCCUGCUCGAGGUAAGUUUAUUUUUGGAUUUGAUCAGGGUGGUUAUCCUGAGAUGAUUAUAACAGAGGAUUCAGCAAAGCUUUAUCGCACUGGACCAUGGAACGGUCUUCGGUUUAGUGGUACACCUUCUAUCAGAUCAAACCCCAUUUAUAGUGAUGGGUUUGUUUUCAACCAGGACGAGGUGUAUUACAACUAUGAGCUCCUUAACAGCUCACUCCUUUUAAGAAUGGUGAUAAACCAGCAAGGAGUUGUUGAGCAACUUAUCUGGGUUAGUGGAGCACGUGGUUGGAUGGUUUUUCGUACUCUAAUGACAGAUCAGUGUGACAACUAUGCUAUGUGUGGCACAUAUGGUAGCUGCAAUAUUAACAACUCUCCAAUGUGUAGUUGCUUGAAAGGGUUUGUACCAAAAGUUCCAAGAGAAUGGAACGUGGCAGAUUGGUCUAAUGGUUGUGUAAGAAAGACUCCGCUCGCUUGCUCUCAAGAUGAGUUUCUAAAGUUCACUUCAGUGAAGUUGCCAGAAACACGAACAUCCUGGUCCAAUGUUGCUGGUUACAUGGCAAUGAACAUGUCCCUAGAUGAAUGCCACUUUUUGUGCAUGAAGAACUGCAACUGUUCAGCUUAUGCAAAUUUGGACAUUAGGGGAGGAGGAAGUGAUUGCUUGCUUUGGUUUAAUGAAUUGAUUGAUGUUAGAGAUUAUACUGAAGGCGGGCAAGAUAUGUAUGUAAGGAUGGCUGCAUCUGAAUUAGUCCACAUCAAUGCUACAGCUAAAUCCAAUGUCCAGAAGCGUACAGCGAUUGCUGUAAGCUCUGUGUUAUCUACAGGACUGCUGCUUUUGGUCCUGGCUCUGAUUUUGUAUUGGAGAAGGAAGCGGCAGAAAAAUAGAAAAUUGAAAGAUAUGCUAGAAAGAAAUGCAAAUAUCAAGGGCCAUAAAGAAGAUCAAGAACUAACAAUGUUUGAUUUGGGCACAAUUGCUCGUGCAACCGAUAAUUUUUCUCUUAUUAAUAAACUCGGGGAAGGAGGUUUUGGACCUGUUUAUAAGGGCAUGUUGAAAGAUGGACAAGACAUAGCUGUUAAGAGGCUUUCAGAGAGUUCAAAACAAGGAAUUGAUGAGCUCAAGAAUGAAGUGACGUAUAUUGCCAAAUUGCAGCACCGAAAUCUAGUGAAGAUUCUAGGAUGCUGCAUUCAAGCAGAUGAAAUGAUGUUGAUCUAUGAGUUUAUGCCUAACAAAAGCUUGGACUUCUUUAUAUUUGAUGAAACACAUAGCACAUUGCUAGGCUGGCCCAAGCGCUACCAUAUUAUAAAUGGGAUUGCCCGUGGACUACUUUACCUUCACCAAGACUCAAGACUAAGAAUAGUCCACAGAGAUCUGAAAGCUGGAAAUAUUUUACUAGACUGUGAAAUGAACCCUAAAAUUUCAGAUUUUGGACUAGCUAGAAGUUUUGGAGGAGAUGAAACUGAAGCGAAUACGAAUAAGGUGGUGGGAACAUAUGGUUAUAUGUCUCCGGAGUAUGCAAUUGAUGGUCUUUACUCAGUGAAAUCUGAUGUAUUCAGCUUUGGUGUUAUGGUGCUAGAAAUAGUAAGUGGAAAAAGAAACAGAGGGUUCUACCAUCCGGAGCACUACCUUAACCUUCUUGGGCAUGCAUGGAAACUACACAAAGAAGGUAGAGCUUCUGAGCUGAUAGCAGCAUCAAUGGAAGAUUUAAACGACGAAUCUGAAGCGCUAAGAUCAAUUCAAAUUGGUUUGCUUUGUGUGCAAAGAAGUGCAGAAAGUAGGCCAACUAUGUCAAGUGUGGUUCUUAUGUUAGGUGGUGAAGGUGCAUUGCCUGAACCUAAAGAACCCGGAUUUUUCACUGAAAGAGAAAUCAUUGAAGCUAAAUCUUCAAGUACCCACAAACUAUGUUCUCCUAAUGGUCUCUCUAUAUCAUUGUUAGAGGCGCGUUAACAGCAUUUCAUCCUUGAAUUUUCAGCAAUUGUAUUAUAUUAGUUGUGAUACUUUCUUGAUAUUAUUGCGGAAAAAAACAUAAAGUUUAUAAAUUGCAAUUCAAAAAGGUAAUGAAAGUUGAGGUUGUGGAA
Mercurialis annua (annual mercury) is the source of this 2798-nucleotide messenger RNA. Its product is annotated as G-type lectin S-receptor-like serine/threonine-protein kinase At4g27290. The transcript has 7 exons. The coding region runs from base 187 to 2667 and encodes 826 amino acids. Lineage: Eukaryota; Viridiplantae; Streptophyta; Magnoliopsida; Malpighiales; Euphorbiaceae. The record is from RefSeq and is a predicted model, not a curated record. Gene Ontology annotation, biological process: recognition of pollen; protein phosphorylation. Gene Ontology annotation, molecular function: ATP binding; protein serine/threonine kinase activity.